Messenger RNA from Eutrema salsugineum, 323 nucleotides. Its product is annotated as putative defensin-like protein 83. NCBI's taxonomy places the organism in Eukaryota, Viridiplantae, Streptophyta, Magnoliopsida, Brassicales, Brassicaceae. The record is from RefSeq and is a predicted model, not a curated record. The transcript has 2 exons. The coding region runs from base 45 to 323 and encodes 92 amino acids.
UAAUCUACUAACGAGUUUGCAACAACUCCGAGCAACGAUAUAUAAUGGCAACCAAGAAAUCUUCAUCUCUUUUAUUAUUUUCAUUUAUGGUGUUUGCUCUCUGCCUUAUGCCAAUGAUUUCAGGACAAAUGAUACCAUGUCUACCUGGAGAAUGUACAAAAGCAGCAGCAUGCGAUGUAGCUUGCAAAUCUAAAGGAUACAAAGGAGGGGCUUGUAUAAUGAUGAGUUUUGGCGCAAAGACUGGUGCUUGUUGCUGCAAAGCUAACUUUGAAUCUCAGGAUUUUUCCAAAUCUGAUGAUACCAAUGUCCGCAUUACUAAUUAA